AUGACACUCAAAUCGACCGAACCUUCAUCCACCGAUGCCGUACCUUCCGGUUCUACCCAAGAAUCGUCGGAAGCUUUACAUAGUUGGAACCAGUACACUUCGACUUUCCAGCUCUCCACCAUGGAACCAUUGGAGUCCAUCAGACACCUCAUCUUUCAAAUCCUCAUUGACGAGAUCCCUCUCACUCUUAUCAGAGUAUCCAAGCAUUUCUACGAAACCAUCACUCCGAAACUGUAUCAAGUCGUCGAGCUAGAUAAGAAUAAUACACAUAAGGUGUUUUGGGGGAUGUUAAUCCAAUUGAAAGAGAAGGUGGAUAAUCCCAAUUCCGGUCCGAAUCAACCCAAGACAUCUGAUGAGAGUACUGGUAAGAAGAAAGAGAAGGAGGAGAAGAAUUGGAAAAUUGGAGAAAGAAAGUUGAACCUACUGAAGAUGAUUCAAUAUAUCACCUUUGAAGAUUCUCAAAGUGUCGAUAAGUUCUUCAAGAAAGUGAAAAUCUUCGAUUCGGUCGAUCAUCUUAAUGGUUUAAAAGAAUAUCAACGAAUCUUAACUUCAGUCAAACAUGUAAGGUUUGGUAAAGAUUUAGUCGGAUCAUUAUCAACUGAUUUCACCAAACUUCGACGAUCGUUCUUUGAUCGAAUGACAUAUUAUGGACUGGUAGUUAUCUUGAAGAAAUCAUGUUUCACUGUCAAGAUUCCCAACAACCCCUUUCCAUCUGUUUAG
Molecule: messenger RNA, 720 nt
Organism: Kwoniella botswanensis
Lineage: Eukaryota; Fungi; Basidiomycota; Tremellomycetes; Tremellales; Cryptococcaceae
Exons: 1
Coding region: 1-720 (239 amino acids)
Source: RefSeq, a predicted model, not a curated record